AUGGAAUCCCAUCGUCCUCUCCUCUUACCCCAUCACCGCCAUCAGUCAUCACCACCAGAUCGUUGUCGUUCUUCUCCACUGUCGCAAAAGCUCCAAAUCGUCGAGGCCACCAGCAGGCGCUCGCUGUCCCUAGCCAUUGUUGCGGUAGAAGAAAGAAGAAGAAGGAAGUCCAAUCGCCGUCCCCAGCCGUCGUCACUCCAGAUCGAGCUUCCCCACCAGAUCUGCAAGAAAUCAAGUAGCGUAGGGAAGCGACGCCAUCUCCCCUCACCGUAG
Messenger RNA from Linum trigynum, 273 nucleotides. The record is from the annotation of a GenBank genome assembly. Lineage: Eukaryota; Viridiplantae; Streptophyta; Magnoliopsida; Malpighiales; Linaceae.